This is a messenger RNA of Aspergillus fijiensis CBS 313.89, 1291 nucleotides long. RefSeq names its product ER lumen protein-retaining receptor. Gene Ontology annotation, molecular function: ER lumen protein retrieval receptor activity. The transcript is spliced from 3 exons. Bases 150 to 1148 code for a protein of 332 amino acids. NCBI's taxonomy places the organism in Eukaryota, Fungi, Ascomycota, Eurotiomycetes, Eurotiales, Aspergillaceae. The record is from RefSeq and is a predicted model, not a curated record. Gene Ontology annotation, biological process: endoplasmic reticulum to Golgi vesicle-mediated transport; protein retention in ER lumen. Gene Ontology annotation, cellular component: endoplasmic reticulum; cis-Golgi network; membrane.
UAAACGAAGCACGGUCCACAGUUAGUCACACUGUCUUUCGGUGACCUGCUUGAUAGCCUCAGCGGUGACAGUUGAGGCUCGUGAGGUAUCUCGGACUGUGAAGCUGGACGCCUAAACCUACUGGCCAGCUUUUAUAUACAAAAGCAAUCAUGGUGAACAUCAACAUGAACCUGUUCCGCGCCCUGGGCGACUUCUCUCACCUCGGGUCGAAAUGCGUCCUAAUAUGGGCCAUACAUCGGAACAAGAGCGCUGAAGGUGUUUCGCUCCUUACACAGAUGCUCUAUGCCUUGGUCUUCGUCACUCGAUAUCUUGACCUCUUUCGAAAAGAGGCCUGGGGAUCUUUCUAUCUUGUCUUCUUCAAAAUUUUCUAUACUGUAACGUCGUUCUAUGUCAUCUUUUUGAUGAUGAAAGUCUUCCCUCGCACACGGGAGAAGGAGAGAGCAUGGAAAAUGGGCUUGAUCUCUGUUGGUCUGUCGCUUGUCCUGGCUCCUAUCUCCCUUGCCAUAUUCAAGGAGUACAAAUCUGGUCGGUGGUUCACUGAGACAUGCUGGGCUUUCUCUAUAAUCCUUGAAUCUGUCUGUGUCCUCCCCCAAUUGCUCCUCUUGCGCCAGACCACCGUUCCGACUGUCAUCGACUCGUACUACCUGCUUAUGCUGGGAUCAUACCGAGCAUUCUAUAUUCUGAACUGGCUUGUGCGCGGACUGGGUGCCGAGGGCUUUUGGGAGCCGAUUGCCGACAUAUUUGGGCUUGUCCAGACAGCUUUUUAUAUCGACUUUGCUUGGGUUUACUACUCUCGCCAGCGUGUGAAGCUUCGUAACGGAGGGGUGGUUGACUCGGACGACUUCCGCCACAGCUGGCUUGUUAGCAAGGUGCUCAAUUUCAGACAGCGCAGGGUGGCGGAUGAGGAGCAGAGUUUGAAUGAUGAUGACUUUGAAGAAGAGAGGGUCAAUGGGGAGAGGCCAAAGAACAACCGAUGGGGCGCAAGAGGGAUUUCGGUCUCCGCCGAUGACACAUUGGAGGAUCAACGGCCUCGAACUCAUGGCUCGAGCCAUGAUAACAGCUUAGAAGGGUUCUCGGAUGAGGAAGAUGACGCUCCGGUAUAUCAAGCGAACAAGACCUCUUCUGGGGCCACUGGGAGCGGAGUUUGAAUUGAUUGAUUUUUUCUGGGCCAUAUAUAGAUUUCUCUGAUGCAGAUCUACGUCUCUGCUUACUCUCUCUUGGGUGCAAUUUGGUCUCUCGACCCUGCCUGCAUGUCAUCCUAUCUCCAAAGCGAACUGUUCAUCAUCUUUAG